This is a messenger RNA of Podospora pseudocomata, 5235 nucleotides long. RefSeq lists its product as uncharacterized. The transcript is spliced from 5 exons. Gene Ontology annotation, cellular component: nucleus; cytoplasm. Lineage: Eukaryota; Fungi; Ascomycota; Sordariomycetes; Sordariales; Podosporaceae. Gene Ontology annotation, biological process: double-strand break repair via homologous recombination. The record is from RefSeq and is a predicted model, not a curated record. Gene Ontology annotation, molecular function: ATP-dependent chromatin remodeler activity; ATP binding. The coding region runs from base 493 to 4341 and encodes 1282 amino acids.
GCCUGACCUUUUCAAGUUUCCAGCUCUCAACAGCCCCCCAAAAGGCGGCCAAUUCUCCAGCUAGCUUUUGUCGCACAAUCCCAAAUCCCAUUGACCGUCAAUCAAUCUUUUCCUCCCUUCCGCAUCCCGUCUUCCGCAUCAACGCCAGUGCCUGCCUGCCCAACUGACUGAAACCAGCAAAGGCGCGCCAAGUUGAAGUUGCAGUAAGAAAAAGACGAUCACUGCCCCUUCUCCUGCAAAAAGUCGCAGGCUACCGUGCCACUACAGCCUGAGCCCCCCGCCCUAUCCGCUAAAACUCCCUACCUUAGGUUGCCCAACAAAACUUAAACCGAAGGAGACGCACACCCACAAACUGCACUUCUGGGUGCUUUUGGCAAAGGCAGCCUGCCUGGUUGUGCAUGUGGCUACCCGCUCUGCGACUGCGGCUCCCAUUCUCUUCUUUCACCUCAUCAGGCACCGUCAGUGCCCUUAAAUUUCACAAACCCGAGCCCCAUGGACCUCGAAGAGGAUAUUGCGAUUCAAGGGACGAUACUGAGGUCGUUGUUGGAGCAACCGCGGACUUCUGAAAUCAACAAGCAAAUACGGGAAGCCAAGGCUGAAUUGAUUAAACUCAAGGAAAGGAGGGCCCGCGGGACUUCGUCAGAAGCAUCUUCUUACCCCGCCAACGGCUCAUCCUCGAGAAUGUCGAACCCGCUAAGCUCGAGCCCUGGAGGAGGGCCUCCACCCCACCAGCCAGCCUCUGGAUCUCGAAAGCGUUCUUUCGGAAGCUCUCACUUGAAUGUUUCUUCAUCCAUAUGGGGUCCAAAUAACUCCAACCGAGCGUCGCCGAGCCCGGGAUGGGAUUACAGUUUUGGGGGCCCUGGGGGCAACGACGUAGAUGAAGAAUUAUCUUCCAUUGACCUUACUGGGCAAGCAGUCUCUUGUCACGCCCUGGACGAUGCGUGGCAGGGCAUCAAACAGAGAGCUCUUGAUGUGGAAAGGCGCCAUGAACAAUCGAAGGCCCAGCUUGAUCAAGAUGCUGCCUUUGCCAGGCAGUUAUCGCAAGGCACUUCGACGGCACCCGAGUACGGCUCAUCGAUACCCACUGGCCAAAUAAAUGCAUUCGACCGAAUUUCACACCGCCAACCAUCGAGCAGCCAGUUGUCCAAUCAAAUGUCUCUAUCUACCAGACCACGACUUUUGCAGGGAACUACUUCGGAAUCGUUUGGAGCGCAGACUAAUGGACUAUAUGGAAAUGGGAACUACCCAACGAACUCGGGGUCAAAUGUUACAGGUGGCGCUGGCUGGACCACCACGCCAAGUCGUGGGUAUGGUGGCGUUCACACACCGCACACGAGCAGCUACUCCCAUAACACAACGCCCGUUAAACCGGGGCCGAGUCAGGUUACAGGGGGUCCGGGUUGGAGCAUCGUUCCAAGUGGUCAACCACCAGCUAUUCAGUCACGACAAGCUAGCAGCUUUCAACACAGCUGUGGAGUCAAUGUCAAGUCUGAACCAGGGAGGGCCAAUGGGGGUCCGGGAUGGAGCAUCACUCCAAGUCAAGUGAAUGGCAUCAACCGCGAGGAAAGCGAUCGGAUGCCUCAAAUGCCGGGGGCCUGGGAAGAUUCCGAUAGUGGCAGCGACGAGGUAGCUACCGGCGGCUAUGCUUUGUGGCAACAAGGGGCUCGCUCGACCCAUCCCUCUAGCCGUACUCUUCCCCCACCGAACCCAUCCUACAACCGAUCCAUUCCAGCCUGGAACCCAUCCGCGUUACCAGGCUUUGCAAGCGUUAGCCAACUGGCCAGCCUCGAUCGACCAGGUCUACUGAACAACGGCAGCUACUUCUCCGACGUGGAUUACCUGGGAGGGCAACCCAGUCUUGCUUCGACGAUUCAUCGUGCAAACAACAUUGACUUCCAGAACAUGACCGAUAUGGACGGGAACCCCCUGAAUCCGCGGUUAGCGAACUAUCUGGAUGACUUUGUGCACAAUCCUGUCAAAACAGAGGAGGAAAUUCAACAACUUCUUUCGAAUAUUCGACCUGAUAUGGAAAUUCCCGAGGAGGAGCGGGGUGAAACACCGGCGGGCAUGAGGUAUCCUCUCUAUCCGCACCAACAACUUGCCCUGAAGUGGAUGGCGGAGAUGGAGACAGGGUCAAACAAAGGCGGUAUCCUGGCCGAUGAUAUGGGUCUUGGUAAAACAGUCUCGACCCUGGCAUUGAUGAUUUCCAGGCCCUCUGAGGACCGGGCAGUGAGGACUAAUUUGAUCAUUGGACCUGUCGCCCUUAUCAAACAAUGGGAAAACGAGGUCAAGAACAAGCUGAGGGGUACUCAUAAGAUGAGUGUUUACCUCCUCCACCAGAAGAAGAAGAUACCAUUCACUGAGCUCAUAAAUUACGACGUGGUGCUCACAACGUAUGGUUCAAUCGCCUCGGAAUGGCGCCAGUACGAGAAGCACGUGCAACAACGCAACGCGGCUGCGUUGUAUUCGGAGAGAGACGACGGCGAGCUUGCCAAAAAGUGCCCCUUGCUUCACCCCAAGAGCACCUUUUACCGCAUCAUCAUCGACGAAGCCCAGUGUAUCAAAAACAAGGACACCCAAGGCUCAAAGGGCGUGCACAAGAUCAAUGCCACCUACCGCUGGUGCCUUACUGGCACGCCCAUGAUGAACAACGUAUCAGAGCUCUAUCCACUCAUCCGUUUUUUGAGGAUUAAGCCCUUUUGGGAACAUAGGCACUUCCAAACGGCGUUUAAAUGCCUCGGCCCCCGGAAUAAUGGUAACAACGAGUAUGCUCGCAAGCAGGCCAUGGACAAACUUCGGACCGUUCUCAAGGCCAUCAUGCUGAGGCGCAUGAAAACCUCGCAGAUAGAUGGCAAGCCCAUCUUGACUUUACCCCCCAAGACCGAGAGAUCCGAAUUUGUAGAGUUCUCAGUCGAUGAGACACAAUUUUACAAAGACCUCGAAGAGAGGUCGCAGGUUGUCUUCAACAAAUACCUCCGUGCCGGUACUGUUGGUCGCAACUACUCCAAUAUUCUUGUUCUUCUGCUGCGGCUUCGCCAAGCAUGCUGCCACCCUCACUUGAUUGAUUUCGAGUGCGUCGGCAGCGCAACCACCGCUGACGAGACCAUGGAUGAUUUGACCAGGAAGCUUGAUGCUGCAGUCAUCCAGCGUAUCAAGGACAUCGAAUCUUUUGAGUGUCCUAUCUGUUAUGACGGCGUCGAGGAUCCAGUCCUAGCUAUACCCUGCGGCCAUGACACCUGCUCAGAGUGCUUUACUUCGCUGACAGACAACGCGGCCAGGAACAAUGUUCUUACAGGUAACGAGAACGCCGGUGCUAAGUGUCCGCAAUGCCGCGGCCCCGUUGAUGCUUCAAAGGUGAUCAAGUACACGACCUUCCGAAAGAUUCAUAUGCCGGAAACUCUUCCUAAGGAAGAGGUCAAGGAGGAGGAGCUGCCAGAGAUUUCAGACUGGUCUGGCUCGUCAGAAGACGAGGAUUCCGACAAUGAUUCUUUCGGCAGUUUGAAUGACUUCAUCGUGGAAGACGAUGAUUCAGAUGAACUCAGUGAGGGUGAAGCUGCAGCCCAGGCGAUGAAGAUGGCGGAAGCCAAGGCGGAAGCGAAGGCGAGAAAGGAAGCGAGACGGGCGGAAAAGAAGACCACGAAGGCGUCCAAGAAAGGCAAGGAGAAGAGCAAACUGAGCAAGGGGAAGAGCAAGGUUGAGCCGGUCAACCCAAGUCAGCUGCGGACACUCCGCCUUGAGGCUGGCAGAAACAAGGAGGCCCGUCGGAGAUAUAUGCACUACCUCCGCGAUAAUUGGGAGGACUCGGCGAAGGUCACCCAAGUCAUUGAGCUUCUGAAGACGAUCCAGGAAACCAAUGAGAAGACCAUCAUUUUCUCUCAGUGGACCUCCCUGCUGGACUUGAUCGAAUGCCAGAUCAAGUACAGUCUCAAGCUGCGUCACUGCCGGUACACUGGCGACAUGUCGCGCACCCACCGCGACGAAGCGGUUCAAGACUUUGUAGAGAACCCCGAAAACAAGGUCAUGCUGGUGUCCCUCCGGGCCGGUAACGCGGGACUGAACCUGACGUGCGCUUCGCGCGUCAUCAUUUGCGAUCCCUUCUGGAAUCCAUUUAUCGAGAUGCAGGCUGUCGACCGCGCCCACCGUAUUGGGCAGCAAAAGGAGGUGCAGGUCCACCGAAUCCUGGUCAAGGAAACGGUCGAGGACCGCAUCAUGGAUUUGCAAGAGAAGAAGAGAGAGCUGGUGGAGAGCGCCCUGGAUGAAGACAAGAGCAAGCAGCUGGGCAGACUGGGUGUUCAGGAGCUGGCUUACAUCUUCAAUGGCGGCGCGAGACCCCCUCAAUAGGCGUCAAAAUUGAACCGAAAGGCCUCAGUAGAGAGUGAGAAGGCCUCAGCGGAUAGUCGAUAGGCCUCAAUUUUACUUGACAGGCCUUGUUUGGGGGCUAGAAGGCGUCAAAAUGGAGUUGAGAUGCCUUGUUUGGAGGUUGGGAGGUGUUGUUGUCGGGAGACAAGGCCUCGAGGACACACAAAAACGCGGACAAUGGACGCGGGUGAGGCCUACUUUUUACCUUUACCAUGUCAAUAUUUUCUGUAUGGUUUUUCUUCUCUUUUUGUUUUCCCCUUGAUGUUUGUUUCGUCUUUUUUUAUGCCUUGUCCAGACAAGGAUUUGUUAGGUGUCCGUUUUUCUUUUCCUAGGUCAUGGGUUAUGGGGGUUUUCACCUUCCGUUUCUGUGCAGUCUGCAGUGGUAAUGGGCAUCAUGAUUCCCCCCUUUUCCCUGUUUUUUCUCCCUCUGUUCAUUAUGGACUGGUGAGAUGUGGUUCUGGGGAGGAUGGAGACGCACUGGUCGAGUUGCAUGUGGGGUGGGGGGAGGCGCCUCGCGGCAUGGGAGGAUGGAAGGGGUGAUGGAUGAAGGGAAAAGGGGUCAACUUGCAUUGUGUUGGCGUUGGAGGCGAGACGGAUGGGGCUUUUGCUUGUGUAUGUAUGGGUUUUUGGUAGUGUAGGCUAUUUGUGGUGAACGAAUGGGUGGUGGUAGAUGAGGAGGAGACUGCCACCUUGCCUGGUCAAAUUAGCUUUGAUUUUGAGAACUUUGAGUUGUGUGAUGGUGAUUGAGGUGAUGUGAUUUACGAUGAUGAGUGCUCGGGCUGGGUGAGUGCUCGGGCUCGAGCUGGACAACAUAAAUUAAGUGAAUAGAGAAAACCACAGGAAACCCCGGGCACGCAAGAUACGCUUCAAUAUCAC